UCCUCUGCCGAGGUGCAUCUCCUGUGUACUCCGCCUGUAAAGGAUACUUCCAUUACUGCCGUCAGAUUGGUCGCAAUUCCUGAUAGUGGAUAAAUUUGGUUACAGUAUUGAUCAUCAGAUCAUUUUAUCGGGGAUGUUGGCGUAGCCGCCGGGUUCAUGUUUGAUAACAGGAAGCCCCUAGAAACGAGCCUGUCAUCUUGCAAAGCUUCAUGUAUGUCCAGAUCAUCGUCAGCACUUUAACUGUCUCAGCAUUCCUCCCUCCGCUGUGUUAAACCAGUCACAGCACGGACAGACACAAUGGACACAGAUUCCAUCCACUCUGGUUAUUCCCACCACUCCAACAGGUCACGGGGGUCAAACAAACAAAGUGAACGCAGCAGCAGGGAUCGGCACAAAUCACACAGCCGAGACAGCAGCAGCCGCUCGGACAAAAAUGUCACCAUCAGUGCAUCAUCAGCUCAGCCACAGCAGCCGGAUCAGAGCUCCGCCCCCACAGAUGCCCAGGAUGACAACUGGGGCGAAACUACCACAGCGGUCACUGGAACUUCAGACCACAGCUUGUCUCAAGAGGAUUUGGCUGGCUUUGGAAAGGAGACGGAAGGUCCAGUAGAGAAAUUGAACUGUGUACGCUUCCUUCCUUUGGCCCUCACCCUUGUCCUGGGCCUGCUGGUUCUGAUCACCCCCCUGUCCUUCCUGGUGCUGCCCCAGCUGAUGUGGCCGGAGCGCCUGCAGGCUUGUGGCACUGCCUGUGAGGGCCUGUUUCUUUCACUAGCAUUCAAGCUCCUCAUUCUUUUGCUGGCUGGUUGGGCGCUGCUUGUGCGACCGGCGUGGGCCUCCCUGCCCCGGAUAGCAGUGUUCCGCGCCCUGCUGGGGUUGCUCACGCUCCUCCUGCUACUCUCCUAUUGGCUAUUCUUUGGAGUGCGCAUCCUGGACUCGCAGGAUGAGAACUACCAAGGCAUAGUGCAGUUUGCCGUAUCAUUGGUGGAUGCUCUGCUGUUCAUCCAUUACCUGGCAGUGGUUCUGCUGGAGAUCCGACAUCUGCAGCCCUGCUUUUCUCUCUGUGUCGUGCGCUCCACCGAUGGAGAGACUCACCACUAUAACCUGGGACAGCUCAGCAUUCAGCGGGCAGCCCUUGUAAUUCUUGAACACUAUUAUAAGGAUUUCUCUGUCCACAACCCUGCCCUUCUAACAGCUGCAAAGUCCAGGGCAGCUAAACAUCUGGCUGGGCUAAAAGUCUAUAAUGUAGAUGGUGCUGGAAGCGAUACUGCCACAGCUCAAUCUCGGGCUAAAAUAGCAGCUGCCGCUCGACAGAGAGACACCAGCCACAAUGAGCUGUACUACGAGGAAGCAGAGCAUGAUAGAAGAGUCCGAAAGCGCAGAGCACGGCUGGUGGUGGCAGUAGAGGAGGCAUUUACACACGUUAGACGGCUGCAGGAGGAGGAGAAAAAGAAGCUGCCAGGAGAUGAGAUGGAUCCACGUGAGGCAGCGCAGGCCAUCUUCCCCUCCAUGGCUCGAGCACUGCAGAAAUACCUGCGCACCACCCGUCAGCAGCACUGCCACAGCAUGGACAGUAUUCAGGCCCAUCUGGCAUUCUGCAUUACAAACAACAUGACUCCAAAGGCAUUUCUGGAGAGCUAUCUGAUGGCUGGGCCCACACUGCAGUAUACGAGAGAGUCCCGGCAGACCCGGCAGUGGACGCUGGUCAGCGAAGCGUCGGUCAACAGUCCCCUCCGUCAAGGCUCAGAAUUCCAGCUCAAAUCAUCGGACUUCAGCUUAGUGGUCACCAGCAAAGCUAUCCCUCACCUCAAACUCGGUGAGGAGUACGUCCACCCCAAAUCUCACAAGUUUGUACUACAACUACAGUCCGAGACCUCCGUCUGAUGGAUUCAGUUGCUUUUGUCUGUUUGGUUUUCUACACUUGUAAAUUUUGGACUAGUGCUAUUUUGUUUGAAAUUAUUUUUUACUUUUUCACAGUUUAUAAAUGGCAUUUUACAUAAUAGUUGUAUUUUGAUAAAAUAUUUGUUAUUACCAAGAACAG
Carassius auratus (goldfish) is the source of this 2038-nucleotide messenger RNA. Its product is annotated as vang-like protein 1. The transcript is spliced from 9 exons. Lineage: Eukaryota; Metazoa; Chordata; Actinopteri; Cypriniformes; Cyprinidae. The coding region runs from base 298 to 1881 and encodes 527 amino acids. Gene Ontology annotation, cellular component: membrane. Gene Ontology annotation, biological process: multicellular organism development. The record is from RefSeq and is a predicted model, not a curated record.